Oncorhynchus kisutch (coho salmon) is the source of this 1100-nucleotide messenger RNA. Its product is annotated as protein phosphatase 1 regulatory subunit 3G-like. Gene Ontology annotation, cellular component: protein phosphatase type 1 complex. Gene Ontology annotation, molecular function: protein phosphatase 1 binding; glycogen binding. Gene Ontology annotation, biological process: regulation of glycogen biosynthetic process. Bases 137 to 982 code for a protein of 281 amino acids. NCBI's taxonomy places the organism in Eukaryota, Metazoa, Chordata, Actinopteri, Salmoniformes, Salmonidae. The transcript has a single exon. The record is from RefSeq and is a predicted model, not a curated record.
CUGAACACAGAAACAGGCAGAAUUGGAUGAUGAGCUUUUAAAUGGGCGUAUCACACUAACCGAGAAGUUCCACGGGAAUGUAAACUUCAUCAUUGGAACUGUUCCGGUGUUUAUUCAUAACGCACGCAUUACCAAUAUGUCUGAUUCAGGCCUCCUGUCUGAUUCCAAACAGUGUUCUCCGAUUUCAGGUAAAACCAUGCUAUCGGGAAUUGACGAGGAGCCAACGGAGAAUGGUCAUGAUGAGGAGUUGAAAGAUGGCUUAUUGGAACCGCCAGAAAUAUAUAUGAAAGACAGGCCAAGAGCGAAAUCCCUGCCCGCGUACCCAAAGCAGGCUACGCUUUUUGAAGAAAUAGCCAAUAACGGCCGAAAACGGGUGAAGUUCGCAGACUCCAUGGGGCUUGAUUUGGCAAGUGUGAAGCACUUCAGCACAACAGAAGAACCGCAAAUCCCUUCCAAGGUAUUUUUAAGACUGCAGAGCUUUCCCCCUCAACAACAGGACCGAGAGUAUCCAAUUGGGGACCUGUGCAUAAACUUUCAAUCCACCUUGACCAUGGACCGUCUCGUCCCAACUUUCAAGAUGCCAGUUGAGUCUGAACAUUUUGAGACCACGGUAUUGCAGCGCCACGUCAACCUGGAGAAGGUGACCAUCACCCGGUUUGACGUCCGUGGGCAGAUUCGGACAAAUAUUCAAAGUUGUUGUACGAGGGAAGUUGGUGUGAGGUACACGUUCAACGAGUGGCUGUCUUCCGUGGACGCGCAGGCGAUACCCAUGCCUGUGGAUGACAAUAUUGUCGGUGAGCGUUAUACCUUUACCUUGUACACACCUCCGUUCCUAGACCCAACUUCCUCGGUGCACUUCGCCGUGUACAUCAGGAAUGACCAGGGCGAGUUUUGGGAUAACAACAAUGGACACAACUAUACCUUGAAGUAUCACUGUACAGGCAUGGUGACCUACGAGAGCGCGGCAUUUCACGCCACUUAAAACGCGCUCUUAUGCACGUUCGUAAAGUUGGUGUCGUUCAACAAGUGUUCUUAGGAAGUUGUUCUCUAUCACGUGGAAUGAUAUAUACUUUUCAAUAAAGUUAGUAUUUUCCCCUUUA